UUGUCUUUCAAAUUGGCAUUAUCCCUAAUUUUUUGAGAUAACGAUGUUUUUAUUUUGUUUUUCCCUUCGAUAUGAAGAGUUUACGCCAACGGAAAUGGAAAGUGUCAUGAACAAUCGUUAACGGUAUUCGACAAAUGGAAGUUUGAAAAUUCGAAAUGAGCACGCAAGGGACUUGAAGGCAAGGUCGCAAGGAAGGCGUCUCCGGUCGUCAAGGAGACGGUCGCGAAGUAAAAAGGAAACAAAACGUCCCAGAGGCAAGGAAUUUUUCGUAAAGGUCGGGGAUGAAAAAACGAUAACAAGCCUCAUCACAAAAAGGGGUGCGUGUUCGGGAGGUGCACCUGUUCCGAUCGAGGCUCAGGUACAUAGAACUAGGCGGAAUCAAAGAUGGAGAACGGUACAAAAAGGUGGCUUGGUUCAACAUCAUGACGUUCGCGAGGUGGGAGGUGUGCCACGAUGGAGGGGAUCUGGCUUUCAGUUGUUUCGAAACAACGGUUCAGUUCGUCGGAGCUUUUCAGUUAAUAAGUUUAUUAAGUUCAUUUUGGGUUCGGACGCGGUCAGUUUUGCAGAAGUUCCGGACCGACGGUGCUUAACGUGCGAAGAGGCCGAGACGGGCCUCCAGUGUCAAAGGGCAACGGGUCCGAAUCGGGAUUUUGCCACAAGAAGCCAGUACUCCUGAGGUGAAUGGGCGUAGGCCAGAUUUUCACCAUAUUUCGCGCUCCAGGCGCAAAGUGCAAAAAUUGAAUUCAUCCCAGUGAAAGAUUAGACAGAAAAAAAUCGAAAUGGGAGGCUGGAGGAAUUUUGGGAUUUUCCUCUUCUGCCUCAUAGCCUUCGACUCCGCAGAGCAGACCACUCCGGACCCGAGCAUGUACAACUGGUACUCCAGCUCGGAGCCGACCAGAAGCGGCUUCAUCGAACUUCAGGGCGGCCUGAUGACAAACAGAAAGCUGAAGAUCGACCGUGGGGAGUACAUCCUUAAAGAAGAUCUCAUCGUAGACCACACGUCCGAAUUGGCCCUCCUCCCUGGUACCACUAUAAACUUCGCACCCACGGUUGGCAUCACGGUCAGGGGGAUCAUGAAAGCCGAGGGAACUCCAACAGACAGGAUUAUCUUUCAGAGCUUGGAGUCUGCUGAAAACAUUACGAGAGCGACGAAGUACAGGCUGGUGGAUGGCGCGAGCAUUUUAUCCGGUAGGCUGCAAGCAUUUCACAAUGGAAAGUGGAGAUCUGUAUGCUCUAAUUCAAGAAGGUGGUCGGUGCGAGAUGUUGAAGUCAUUUGUCGAGAGAUGGGCUGGCUCGGGGGCAGCUGGGUCGGUUGGAUGGACAGAGAAUCAGGCAGAAAACCCCGCCUGCUCAUAUUGCCCAACUGUACCGGUACGGAAACGACGUUGCAAGAAUGCGAAAAGAAUCUUCGUCAAAUGGGCGGACCGACUUGCGAUUAUCAUCCUGACAUAGCCAUCCAGUGUUUUCCUCAACACGAUCCUGGACUCGUCCGUCAUAACUGGAGAGGGUUGAGGUUUGAAAAUGCAAAGUACGACAGAUACCUGACCCAAGACAACACAUUUUACGUCCCAUAUUCAGCUUCAACUCUCUCUUAUGUCGACAUAAGAUCCGGUGGAUCAGGUCGUGAUUAUAACGCUAGUUCUUCUAUUGAAGUUAUUGGAGUGCCACCUCAGAUAUCAAACAUCACUAUAUUCAACAGUGCAUACAACGCUAUAAAUAUUACCCACCCAGUUGGCCCUAUAACAAUAUCUAACACUACAAUAGCAAAUAACGGAGGUUAUGGCAUAUUUGUUAAUAGCUCUGACGGUGGUCUGAAUAUCGAAAACAGCCAAAUCUCUGAAAAUGAUGGAGACGGUGUCAGAUAUUUCGGACAUGAAUAUAGAAUAUCGAAUAGAAAAAAUGUCUAUGACUUAUGCACAUUGCCCACAACGACUACACAAACAUUCCCACUGAUUGUUGCCCUUCAACAGAAUGUUUACAGUGCUAACCAAAAGGAUUGCAACAAGCAUUUUUUUACAAAAUCUGGCCAUGUAUUGACAAUCAAUUUCCUGCCGAUUCAAACUAACGAGAACGGCUCUUCUCAAGUGACUGUUUAUGAUGGCUAUUCGUCUAGUGAAAACACGCUCGCUUCAUUUUCCCUUUACAACGCAACUAAACCUCAGAGUGUUACGACUACAAAGAACAACGUGUACAUAUCAUUUUCGGCCAAAGCGUUCACAGACACUUACGCUUUGAUCAGAAUCACUUCAGGAUUUGAUAAAUGGGUUGAUGUGAAUAUAACAGAUUCGACCAUAUCUGACAAUAAUGGAAGAGGUGUAGCUGUGGAAAAUCUCAGAAGCAGACUGUAUUUGUACCGAACUUCCAUAUCCCAUAACAACCAUGUUGCAGGGGUGCAUGUUAAAAAUGGCGCAGGUCAUGUCAAUGUGACCGAAUCUAGAAUUUCGUUUAAUAUUGGUGAUGGUAUAAAUGUCACCUAUACGGGAGGAUGUACUAAUAUAAGUAAAUCGUCUCUUUCGUCAAAUAUCGGAAGUGGAGUCGCGGUUUGGUUCAACGAUACAAUGGAAACACCAGAAUAUCCUGCGUUCAACUUCAACACCAUUAUCCAGUACAGUGAGAUAUUUAAAAACGUUGACAAGGGGAUUUUAGUGGGCAAUUUUUGUGGCGACGCGAUAGUUAACAUCACUGGAAAUUGGUUCAACCUAAGUUUGGACACAGCCAUCGAAGUGAAGUCUUGCUGGAAAGAAAACGUCGAAAGUUUGAAACUCUUUAUCGGUCAUAAUAUUUUCAUACAAAACAGAAAAUUGGGCAUAAAAAUCAGACCCGCAGUGAAUUUAAAAUCAAUAAUCGAGUUCAACAGAUUUAUUGAAAAUGUUUACGGAGGAAUUUUGAUUAAAAACGACCCAUUGGAAACAUUUGACACCCUCCCGAGCGAUAUAUUAAUAAGGAAUAAUGAAUUUUAUAAGAAUCAAGGCGUUUAUGUAGUAAACCUCGGCCUCUCACCAUACUCUGACCAACAUAGCAUACAUUUUACAUGGAAUUUCGUCAAAGAUAAUAAAAUAUUAGAACCAUUUGAUUCUGAUGUCGAAGCAAAGGCGUUGAUACCAAGAAGCAGGGUUGCAGCCCCGUUGGUGAUUUCUUCCGAAAAUGUUAUUGUGUUUAGAAACAUAAUACAAAAUCCUGAUUCGCAAUACGAAAUCGGUGCUCAUUUGCAAGAUCAAAGCAAAAUGCUCAACUGCACAUACAAUUGGCUCGGCUCUUCAGAAGAGAAAAUAAUAUUUUCUCGUAUUUUUGACAGGAAAGACCGUUACAACUUAGCAAAAAUUCUAUAUUUGCCGUAUCUUCUUCAUAGGAGUAAUCCUGGUGCUAGUGCAGUAAUUUAUUUUCCUACAUUCGUUCCCCUGUUUAUUACAAGUAAUUCAGGCCCAGUUGGCACAGUCGGUGGAGAAGUCGAUGGUUUGGAAAACCUCAGAGCCGGUGAAUACAUAGUAGAGAGAGACAUUAAUGUCAGACCUGGCGGCCGGUUGACGUUGGAGCCAGGCGUGACUCUAAAAUUUCCUCCCGGCGUUGGGAUGAUGGUCGCUGGGAAACUAGAAGCUAGGGGAAAAGGUCCCAAUGAUAUACUACUUAUGCUCAAAGAAGAUCCUCAGAUUGAAGAAAGCACAACACUCCUUGAUAAUUUAGACGGAGAAACUUACAUACCACCUGCACCAACUAAACCUGAGCCGAAUGUAAGACUAAUCGGCGGAAAAACUUCAUUCGAAGGAACGCUUCAGGUUAAAAUAAACAGUCAAUGGGGAACUGUUUGUAAUUACGGAUGGACACAAAGAGCAGCAUCUUUAGUGUGUAAUCAACUCGGUUUAAUUCUAAAUCCAAAUGACUGGCUUUUAUACAGAUCCGAUAUUCCUCACCCUGGAACAAACGACCCUAUUCUUCUAACAAAUGUUGAAUGUGGCGACGAUGACUUUGAUAUUACUGAAUGCAAAUUGCAAAGGACAACAGAUUUUGAAAAUGCGUGUACACAUUUGCAAGAUGUUUUGAUGAGAUGCUACCCUCCGCAUUGGGCGGGUGUGAGAUUGGGCCCGCUAGCCGAACGCAGUCACCUUCAGUACAUAACAAUACAACAAGCCGGAAUUUUAGAUUACAGUACCAACGAAUUCAAACCGGCUCUUCAGAUCGAUUUUUCACGUCACACUAUGGAAAACGUUAGGCUUAUCGACAACGCCCAUGACGGUCUUGGGAUCGUCUACUCCGAUAUAUAUUCUACAGGAGGUUCAAACACAGUUAAAAAUUGCGAGUUCAGCAACAAUAAAGGCAGCGGUGUUGGUUUUAAGCAAUUAGGCUUGAGGAUCUCAGGAAGUAAAAUUGAAAACAACAAAAUCAGUGGAAUACGGCAUAAUCCGACUAUGACUAAUUUAGAGCAGAGAGAAUUUGCAGGGUGGUUCAAACCGCUCACAGAUGUUACGUCGCAGUUCUCUCCUUACGAUCCAAUCAUGAUCCCUCAAGCUUCGCACACCAUUGAAAUAGAAGAAGGAAACACAAAAUACAUCAUUACUCAGAAAGUGACUCAAGAUUCAAUCGAAAGUACCUAUUACAUCAAGUGCAAGCCGGGCUUCGUUAUUGGUUUGAAUUUAUUGAACCCGAUUCACAACAGGAGUACAGAAGAAAUCUGGAUUCACGAUUCUCCUGAAUUGACCUCCCAAUCGGAGAAUUGGAAUGUAAAAAGGGACAUAAACAUUUUUCCAACGACUUCGGCAUCAUACGGUGUUGUCCUUCAAUACCGAAGCGGAAUUGAUGCCUUCGGUAUGACAGUUAUAGCAGUUUCAACAAUAAGAGCUCCAAAGCAAGUUUUGGUUAAUAAAAUAAUUAAAGGCCCAGUGCCGACUUUAACCGUUCAUAACACAAGGAUUAAAGGAAAUCAACGAGGAAUUUGGGCAUCAUUUUAUAAUAGAUACCUUACGGAACUCGGUGAGCAUUAUUUGAGAAAGAGUAAUGAAACGAUUCAAGUGAUAGGGUGUGACAUAUCUCACAACGAGAGAGAAGCUGUUUUCAUCGAUGCGCCGUAUUGGAGCAUCACGCAUUCCAAUCUGAGUGAAAUUACGCUGGUUUUUAAUAAUUCACUCAUAACUGACAAUGGGAGAGGCUUUUAUCAGUACAGUAGAGAUCUCAGAAAUUCUACAAAUCUCUUUCACUGGAAUUUAAACGACAACUCCAUCGAGAGAAAUUCCUACGGGGGGUUUGAAAUUCUCCUUCCGUACGUCUGGGACUACAAUGAAAAUUUCACCCAUUCUGUGUCAUUGAGAAACAACACCUGGAGGAACAACAGACAGUUUGGCAUAAUUGUCGGCGGGCAUUUUUCCGACGUAAACAUAACGAACAGCGAGUUUGUCGAAAAUAUCUGCAAGAUCGGAUUGAUAUCGAUACAAGGGAUGGAAAAACGUAUGAAAAUAUCGAAUAAUAUCAUCGAAAAGAACGUCGGCGUGUUCAUGUUGCAGUUCAAAGCUGACAGUCAGUCUGAAAUCAUGGGCGAACUAAAGGCCAAAUUUGUCUUCAAUUCAGUUAAAAAAAAUCGUGCACCAACUCCAGAAACUCCUUCUGGUGUUAUAUUAUUCGAUGGGAUUCAAAGAGUGAGAGUUAAAAGAAACUUGAUAUCAGAAAACAACAUGGAUUAUUCGCUGGUGGCCGGAGUAAGGACAUCGAGGCUCGAGUCUUCCCUUGAUGUUUCCGAAAACUGGUGGGGAACAAAAGAUUCAUUGAUGAUAAAACAGCACAUCUUUGAUUUUGAUGACUGGAACGAUCAUGCACUUGCUAUUUACCAUCCAUUUUUGGUUGAAGAUGCUUUUGAGGGUUCUCUAUCGGUUGGAUGGGAGCAGCAGCAUCCUGUUGAUUUAGAAGUCUUGGGUGGAAGAUUGACAUCUUCCUUGACGCUUUUCCCUCGUCCAAAACCUUAUUUAGUCAUAUCUGACAUUACCGUUCUUCCUGGUAUCAACCUGAGAAUAAAUCCUGGUGUUACGUUGGAGUUUUCGCCUAGGGUUGGCAUUCUUGUGUUAGGAACAUUCUCAGCACAAGGAUUAGGAGGAAAGGAAAUCGUAAUGAAACCCACAAGGAGUCGUAAAAAGAAUCAAAGCUUACCAUACAUGGAGCAAACUGUGCGUUUAUGCACUGCUACCAAUUGCACUGGUAAUGAAGGAUUUGUAGAAAGGUGGAACUCGACGACACAACAGUGGGUUCCAGUUUGCGACGAGCGUUUCUCAGAAAGAAACGCCCAGGUGACUUGCCGCCAGUUAAUGCGGGACAGUCUUGACAUUUAUGUCGGUCAUGAUAGAAGGUACGAGCUGCAUCAUAGUGACACGUCGAGGAUCUGGUCUUGGCACGAACCGUUGCAAUGUACAGGAGAUGAAAGCAGACUGGAGGAUUGUGAGAUAAGGCUAAAUGGACAGGUUUAUGGCCAUAUACACCGCUGCGACUGGGACAGUCAGUUUGUCUUUGUUCAUUGUGGAAAGCCAAUCGUUGAAAAUAACCAAUGGGGUGGAAUCAGAUUUGCAAAUGCAGAUUUUGAACAGAGCCAAUUUGAAAAUAGGAUUCAUGAUGUUGUUACGCACAGUACGUUGAUGAAACAAGAAAGUAUUAUGGAAUUUGUGAAUAUAACUGGUGCAGGACUCUUGCAUAGUCAAAAAUCACCAGCCAUACUCGCCGUUUCCAAAUCACCGACAAUAAACAAUGUCAAUAUAACAGACUGUGCAGACCACGGUAUAUCUCUUAUUGCUCCUACGGACAAUGUCAAGCUUUUGUUCAAUGGAAUAACAAACAAUCUUGGAGUCGGAGUAAAUAUCGCUUCGAUUACUGGCGAAGGAAGAGAAAGUGGGGAAAGCUCUUUUACACCUUUGAAGGAAAUACUCCUGCCUUACAAAGUUUUCAGUUUGGUCGACAUGUGUGAUCCUUCAAAAGAAAUAAUCGUCCAAGAAAGGCUUAUUCUCUAUUACAUUUACGACAACAGGCCGGUCAACUGUGUUAAGAUAUUUUACAGCGCCUAUCAAAUUAAACCUUUCGGGUUUAGACUACUUCAGUUCAACUUGUACAAUUCGACUGACCACCUGGACCUCUUCGACGGCGGCCUGUACAACCAUUCCGUGAAACAUAUAACAUCAUUCAGUUCAUACUCGCCGAUCGGAAGUGAGAAAAAAUUUGUCAAAACGCUGAGCCCAAGGAUGAGCGUACAUCUCGUGGCCAGUGCCGCUUCUCAAAAAUACGGUUUUAUUGCUGAAGUUGUAACAUUGCCGAUAUCAGCCAUUGGAUUUAAUCGAGAUGUCCAGCAUAAUAUUUCUUUCUCUGUAAUAUCUCAAAACAAAGGUGGCGCCAUACAUUACAGUAGUGUAGGUGAAGUCAAUCCUAGGAUAACUAUAGAGAAAAACCAGCUGAGGGACAACUGCAUAAAAAUGUAUGGAAACUUCACAUCCUGUAAAUCCGGAAUCUAUAUGGAUCUUCAAAACACGCAAAAUCUUCAUUUCAGAAACAACCUUGUCCAGAACAAUCAAGGCGGAGUUUUUAUAAGGUCCGACUCGAGGGGUUCGGCUACGUCUUUGAAAGGCUGGAUACAUAAUAAUUUGUUCACUAGAAACAAAAAUCGCCCGGCUCUUUCAGUCGAGGGCCGACAGAGUAGCCCGUAUCAACAGGUCACCAUUUACAACAACUUCUGGUCUAGAAACAAAGCCAGAUACGAAAACACAAUCAGGCUGCAACAAGUCGUUUCAAACUUCACCUAUAAUUACCUUUAUGAGAAUAUCGGUGCAAAUAUUCUUGAGGUGUCAGGAUUUGAGAGGGUGCGGCUGCCGAUAUAUCAGAGUACAACUCAUAACGGUUUCUACUGGAAUCUUGCUGUUGAUAGAGACAGGCGUAGUACAAUUACUGCUGGAACAGCUGGACAACACUAUGUCGAUAAUAUUUUCUUCAACCCUGACAACGAUUAUGAAAUCGUUACAGUUAACAGAUCCCUAAUUGAUGUUUGGCAAACACCUAUCGAUGCGAAGCAUAAUUAUUGGGGUUAUAAUGAAACGCUCGCAGUCAUGGGGAGGAUAAGAGACAGGAGCGAUCAAGCAAACCUGCUUGAAGUUGAUUUUAGGCCUUUCCUCAUGAGCAAUUCGACAAUUUUGGAUGUAAAAUGUCCCCCUGGAUGGUUUUUAGUCGGCGACACUUGCUAUAUAUAUAUCGGCGCACCUAUGAAUUUUUUUGAAGCGAGAGAAUUCUGUCGAGCGAAUAAUGCUACAAUGCCUUAUGUCAUGGGUAAUCAUUUAGAAUUGUAUAAAUUCUUGAAAAAAUCUCAGGAGACUUAUCAGUUCUACGACCGAGUAUGGGUUCAGCACAUAGAUCGAAUUCAUCAGUGCACUGUUUUCUCAUUUCAAAAAAUUGAAAUCGACUAUUGCAACAGACUGAGCCCGUUUGUCUGCGAGAUGGAUCCGAAAGUUGUCAUUAACCCUUUGAGUUGGAGAGCGGACGUUUUGGUUAUUGCACUUAUUGGGUUUGUUUGCCUCGCUUUGCUUCUGAUUGGAUUGUUGAUCGCGUUUUGGUUCACAAAAUCAAGGCAUAGACACCUGGAAAGGUUGGAACGGAGAAACAGCAUCAGACAGUCCUUGCACUCGGUUCGAUCGUUCGGCUCAUCGCACGCCUUCAGCGACAUGUACAACAGAAGGAACGGCGUAGCAACUAGCACACAGUCUUCUCCGACGCUUAACAAAAACAGUGAGUACAAAAAAAUGUCAGGUAGCGUCGACAGUAUUGAAAAAUCCCAGUUUAAUUCAUCAAACGAAGAUACACAGAGUUACGACAUUUACGAAGCACAUAAUCCAACUACAACUGAAGCCAUUAAUCCUGGUUUUGAUCUCUCAUUCCGAAACCAAGGCUUUAGAGAUAAUUCAACAUUUGCAUCUCAAGAGAACAGCACAUGGCAGUCGACCGAUGAUUAUUUGAAUAACUCAUCGACAUUGCCUUUAAACACUAGCUUAGCGAUGACAGACUCGACUGUCGAUAUUAUAAAUAAGUCCAAUUAUCAACGAGAGCCGGAUUAUCAGGUAUUUUACGAAAGGCCGAAGAGUUCAGCUAUUCUCGAGACGAACCUGGACGAUUCUCUGCCUCCUGCGCCUCCUACAAGGACGCAGUCGGAGAACCUCCUUGAGACGAGUUUCGACAACCAUUACACCCCUCAGGAUAUGAGGUCAUUCCAGCCCUUGAGUAAAAGUCAACCUUUAGAAACUGCCAUGUAAAAUUCGAUUCAAUUACUAGACCAAUGCCAAAUGUGAUAUUUUGUAAUAUUUUAAUUGUUAAGUAUUGUUAGAAAUGCUUAGUUUUUUCACUCUUUAUGUUUUAUCAAUUUUGAACCCAAUUUUGUAAAUAUGUGACAAAGUGCCUAGAAUAUUUUAGCGUAUAAGUAAAUAGUUUUUAAGGUAAACAAAUGUGAUAAUUUAAUUAAUACUCACUUUUCCGCCUGUUUACAUUUAUAUUAAAUCAACUGAUUUGAUUGAUAUCGUUAUAAAUCAGUAAUUUUUCGUUGAUGCACAAUUAAAAUGAUAAGACUGCUACUCUUGAAAUAAACAUUUGUGUUCAAAAUACAUUUUAAUAAUGUUGUGUAAAUAUUGUAUAGAUAAUUGUUGUGUUCAACUAGUAGGACUAUGAAAUUUUUAUAAAAUGUUAUUUAUAAUUUUUUUUAAAAAGCAUAAUAUAAUAUUUUUCUUCUAUUGGGUUGU
Molecule: messenger RNA, 9734 nt
Organism: Cimex lectularius (bed bug)
Lineage: Eukaryota; Metazoa; Arthropoda; Insecta; Hemiptera; Cimicidae
Gene: bark
Product: protein bark beetle
Exons: 35
Coding region: 780-9254 (2824 amino acids)
Cellular component (GO): membrane
Source: RefSeq, a predicted model, not a curated record